This is a messenger RNA of Hibiscus syriacus, 1370 nucleotides long. RefSeq names its product probable vacuolar amino acid transporter YPQ1. The transcript has 12 exons. NCBI's taxonomy places the organism in Eukaryota, Viridiplantae, Streptophyta, Magnoliopsida, Malvales, Malvaceae. Bases 106 to 1251 code for a protein of 381 amino acids. The record is from RefSeq and is a predicted model, not a curated record.
UUUUGGACCUCUUUUUCUGGUAUAUAAUAUAAUGGCUCUUCUUCCCAGAAAUCACUAACUUGGACAUUGUAUCCAUUAUUUUGGCUGAGAAAAGAUAAGUUAGCCAUGUCUCAACCUUACUGUGUGAGGGAGAACAAGCUGUGCGUUGGGUGGGUUCAGAGAUACUUCAAAGACUGUCUUUGCAGUCUAAGAGAUGAUUUCUCUUUUGGUUUCGGAAUUAUCAGUUUAGUGUGCUGGGGAGUUGCAGAAAUCCCUCAAAUCAUCACCAACUUCAAAACCAAGUCCGGCCAUGGCGUUUCCCUCCUUUUUCUCCUUACCUGGGUUGCUGGUGAUGUGUUCAAUCUUAUCGGGUGUCUUCUGGAACCUGCGACAUUGCCGACUCAGUUCUACACAGCUCUGCUCUAUACAAUAAGUACAGUGGUUCUGGUGCUGCAAAGUGUAUACUAUGACUAUAUCAGCAGGUGGUGGAAAUGUAGAGGGAUGAAAACCAAAAGCAUGGUUGAAGACGAGAAAGAGCCUUUGAAACCUGGAAAAGAUGAGUCGGGAAUUCCCAUACCUAAGGCAGAGGGGAGAACCCAUCAUCGAAGGGAGUUCUAUUACACGUUGGCCCGAUCUCUGGCUGGUAGUGGCACUCCACCUUUUCGAACAUAUAUGAGGGUAGCUAGAAGUGGUCCUUCCGCUAUGGCACUUGAGAAUGGUUCGUCAUCUGAAGAUGAAUCGGGUCCGGUUUUGUCCCAUAAGUCCAGAACUCGACCUCGGCCGAUUCCGGGAGUGGCUGCAAGUUAUGGUACAUUUUUAGCUGCAUCAGUCAACUUGCCACUAGGAAGUAAGGCUUCGAUGGAAGUCAAAACUGGUUUUACCAAUAGAAGACUGCUACAGGAACACAGUAUGGAGCAUAGUGCUUUUGGACAAUGGCUGGGAUGGCUAAUGGCUGCCAUAUACAUGGGAGGUCGAAUCCCUCAGAUAUGGUUAAAUAUCAAAAGAGGCAGUGUGGAGGGCUUGAAUCCUCUCAUGUUCAUCUUUGCACUGACGGCCAAUGCUACUUACGUGGCGAGCAUUGUGGUGAGAACCACUGAAUGGGAAAGCAUUAAGGCUAACAUGCCAUGGUUGCUGGAUGCUGUAGUUUGCGUGGCACUCGACUUAUUUAUCAUAUUUCAGUACAUUUACUACAAAUAUUUCAGAGAGACAGUGACCAGUGAUGGAGAAGAUUAUGGACACUACGCGGUAGCAAGUAAAGGAGUUAAGCCUUGAUUUUAAGUUUCCAUAUCAGCUAAAUGCCUUGAUAAGUACAUGGUUGUCGUGUAAGCUUAUGUUUAUGCAUGAUCACUGGUUUUUAUCUGCAAAUUUUGAAAAUUUUGUCUCUUUUAUCU